Molecule: messenger RNA, 3382 nt
Organism: Chanos chanos (milkfish)
Lineage: Eukaryota; Metazoa; Chordata; Actinopteri; Gonorynchiformes; Chanidae
Gene: sec23ip
Product: SEC23 interacting protein
Exons: 18
Coding region: 40-2970 (976 amino acids)
Cellular component (GO): cytoplasm; COPII-coated ER to Golgi transport vesicle
Molecular function (GO): glycerophospholipase activity; metal ion binding; protein binding
Source: RefSeq, a predicted model, not a curated record
UGGAGGGCAAGUCAAGCUACGUGUAAUUUUUGACUGAAAAUGGCUGAUAGAAAAGGCACUAACGUUCCUAACUCUAGCUCAAACCUACUGUUCUCCGCUGCCCCUGAGUUUAACUUCAGUUUACCCUUUAUACCUGUCACUCAGUCUACUGGUCCGGCUGUCUUAUCAGGAGACGAUGCCUCUGAGGUCGGAGAAGAGGACAGUUUCGUCGGCCAGACCAGUGCUUCUGCUGCACCACAGCCUUCCACCUUCAGUUACUUCUCCAGCCCGUCAAACAGCAGUGACCCGUUUGCUUCUAUAGGACACCAGCCAUGUCCGCCCCCACCACACACAGCUGUCCCCUCUGCCUCGGGCACACUGCCAAUGUCCAGCGCUGCCAGUCUGCCACCCGUGUCCCAGUCGGCCCAGAUCAGCGCAUCUCCGCAGUUUGGCAGCACCGUUUACCAGGAUCCCGUGGGGAGGUUUACUCCUCCCCCAAGUUCAGCGACCCCUCCACCCCCCCAGGUGUCCCAGCAGGCGUUUAAUCCUUACCGACACACGGCGGCGAGUAGCAAAGUCAGCCCUUACCUUAUGGCUCCAGAACUCCAGCAGCAGGCUCCUGCCCAGUCGCCCCAGCAUCUCACCCAGUACUCCCAGGGCCCUCCUGCCUCGACAUUCCAACCAGCACCACCUACAUUCACUAAGCCUCCACCUACACAAGCUGCAACACCUCCUGCCACUCCUGCUCUGGCCGGGCCCCUAAUGCCGGCCAACGCCGCGACGCCCUUCACCUAUAACGUUUACGAGCCGGUUCAGCCUCACUGGUUCUACUGCAAACAGGUGGAGUCCAAGAAAGUCUGGCUGCCCUUCAGUGUGCUGGACUCCAUUCAACUGGAGGAGACUUUUAACUCAAUCCAGCCCGACCCGGAGAGCGUGGUGGUGAGCACAGACGGGGGCCGCUACGACGUGCAGCUGUACGACCGACAGCGGACGGCUGUGUACUGGGAGGAGGAGCCAACGGAGGUGCGCCGCUGCACCUGGUUCUACAAAGGAGACGCUGACAGUCGCUUUAUUCCCUACUCAGAGGAGUUUAGUGACAAACUGGAGGCGGAGUAUAAGAAAGCUGUGUCGACCAAUCAGUGGCAUCGCAGGCUGGAAUUUCCAUCUGGGGAAACAAUCGUCAUGCACAACCCAAAGGUGAUAGUGCAGUUCCAGCCGUCGGCCAUGCCUGAUGAGUGGGGGACCACGCAGGACGGACAGACCCGCCCCAGGGUCGUGAAGAGGGGCGUGGAUGAUGACCAUGAUGAGGUCCCUGACGGUGAGAUGCCACAGGUAGACCACCUGGUGUUUAUGGUUCACGGCAUCGGCCCCGUCUGUGACCUCCGUUUCAGGAGCAUGGUGGAGUGUGUGGAUGACUUCCGCAGCGUUUCUCUGAAGCUGCUCCAGAGUCACUUUAAGAAGGCUCAGGAUGAGCAUGUGAUCAGCCGUGUGGAGUUCCUGCCCGUGCACUGGCACACUGCUCUCCACGGAGACGCCACAGGGGUGGACAGGCGGAUAAAGAAGAUCACGCUGCCCAGUACCGGCCGCCUCCGUCACUUUACCAACGAGACUCUCCUGGACGUGCUCUUCUACAACAGCCCGACCUACUGCCAGACCAUCAUGGACACGGUCGCCUUUGAGAUCAACCGGCUCCACGCUCUCUUCAUGCAGCGGAAUCCAGACUUCCACGGAGGCGUGUCGGUGGCUGGGCACAGCUUAGGCUCUUUAAUACUGUUUGACUUGCUGUCCAAUCAGAAGAUCGGGUCGCCUGUGUCGGGUUUGACCAGUAAUGGGACCACUCCCCCUGAAGUUAGAGAGGUGAGUCCACCUGUUUCACAGGCCAAUGACAAGCCUCCUCCGCCAGCCGUGGAGGAGGAGGCCAAGGGCGAGGAAGAGGAGGUUCCAGACCUGGCGUCUGUGCUGGAGCAGCUUGGUCUCUCUGAGUACCUCAGCAUUUUCCAGCAGGAGAAGAUCGACACAGAGUCUCUCCUCAUGUGCACUGUUGAUGACCUGAAGGAAAUGAACAUCCCUCUGGGCCCACGCAAGAAACUCGCCAAGUUUGUCAAAGAAAGAGCAGCGAAGCAGGCGGCACAUCGGGCGGCGCCAGAGAAGCCUGUAGCUAAAGAGGAAAGUAAAGAAGCCCCGCCCACUCAGCCCACUGAGCCAAUCCCUGAGUCCUCCAGCAGCAAGCCCCCUGUGGGCAGGACCGUGUCCUCCAUCCACGUGGAUUAUAACUACUUCGCCAUCGGCACAGGACAGGUGUCAGUGGUGUAUCACGCUUUGGACUUUGAGCCUGUGAAUUUCUUCGCUCUUGGUUCUCCGAUCGGAAUGUUCCUGACUGUGCGAGGUCUGGAGAAGAUCGAGGAGACGUACCAGCUGCCCACCUGCAAACGGUUCUUCAACAUUUACCAUCCGCUGGAUCCGGUGGCCUACAGAAUUGAGCCCAUGAUUCUACCAGAUGCCAACCUGGAGCCGGUUUUAAUCCCGCACCACAAAGGCAGGAAGAGACUCCAUCUGGAGCUGAAGGAGAGUUUGUCCAGAAUGGGAUCGGACCUGAAGCAGGGUUUCAUCAGCUCUCUGAAGAGCGCCUGGCAGACCCUCAACGACUUCGCCCGCGCACACACCUCCAUCCAGCUUCACGAGCAGCUGGCUCUAGUGGCCAGUCAGAUUAAAGAGGAGGAGGAGAAACAGAAGGAUGCAGCCGCGGCGAGUAAGCAGUUGGAGAGCCCGGAGCCUCCCAGAGAGGAGGAGGUGCCUGUGAAGGUUGGGAUGUUGAAUGGUGGGAAUCGAAUCGACUACGUUCUCCAGGAGAAACCCAUUGAGAGUUUUAACGAGUAUCUCUUUGCCCUGCAGAGCCACCUGUGUUACUGGGAGUCUGAGGACACAGCCCUGCUCAUCCUGAAGGAGAUUUAUAAAACGAUGGGAGUUUGGCCAGAGCUGACGGCGCACUGACGUGCAAAGCCGCCCCUGUCAAUCACACACACGGCCCAGUCAAGAUCGACACAUGACACCAGAUCAGUCCCAAACACUCUUCCCGAUUCAUCCUCCCUCUCCAAGAGAUUUACUCUUGACUGUUUGGAUCACUCUGGAAAAAAUAAACACAUGUUGUUAUUGUUUUCUUUUAUUUUCUAUUCUUCUAGUCUCUUGUAUAAAGGUUAAUGUAUAAUAUCAAAUGUCUUAAAUUAAGAAUUAAACCUUCUAUAGUGGAUUUCAACACCACAUUAUCUGUUUGAAUUUACAUUUUAUAGCCUACCUGACGGAGCAGUUGGAAGUCCGAGUGUAUGUGAUCAGUUAAUGAAUGCAAACCACAGUAUUCACUCAGACAUUACAUUAUAGAGUGAUUUAAGAAUCCUAUAUGAGAAAC